This is a messenger RNA of Fusarium coffeatum, 852 nucleotides long. RefSeq lists its product as uncharacterized. NCBI's taxonomy places the organism in Eukaryota, Fungi, Ascomycota, Sordariomycetes, Hypocreales, Nectriaceae. Gene Ontology annotation, molecular function: O-methyltransferase activity. The transcript is spliced from 3 exons. The record is from RefSeq and is a predicted model, not a curated record. The coding region runs from base 1 to 852 and encodes 283 amino acids.
AUGCCUUCUUUUGACGAGAACAAAGCUUAUGUCGAGCAAGAAGAGACCUUCUUUGACGACGGAAGAGAAAUUGAGCUUUUGCAUUAUAUCUAUGGAAGAGAUGAUAUCGAUGAGCUGCGUGGUUCGCCGGAGCGUGUGCUCCAGGCCAUUGAUGAGUUUGGUCGCACCAAGAAAUAUCUCAUGAACGUUGGUGAGGACAAGGGCAAGAUUGUAACAGAUCUUAUCGCUGAAGUGAAGCCCAAAGUCAUGGUUGAAUUGGGAGGCUAUGUAGGCUACUCAACCCUCCUCUUCGCCAACGCCGUCCGCAAAGCAGGAGGAUCGCACUACUACUCCCUCGAACGCAACCCCGAAUUCGCAGCAGUGAUAACAUCCCUCCUCGACCUCUCAGGCCUAUCCUCCAUCGCCCGCGUAAUCGUCGGCCCCAGCGACGCCGGCCUCGCGCGUCUUCACAAGAACAACACCAUCAGCAAGAUCGACCUCAUGUUCCUAGACCACUACAAGCCUGCCUACACAACCGACCUGAAACUCUGCGAGCGUCUCGGUCUUAUUGGACCGGGCAGCGUUCUUGCGGCGGAUAACGUCAUCAAGCCCGGAAACCCGCCGUACCUCGCAUACGUGAGAAGCAGUGUGGCUGAGAAGAAGGCGGCUGCGAAGAAGGGAAGCAAUGGUGAUGCGGAGAAGUUUGCGGAUAGGACGGCGAAGCAGUAUCUUAAGCGUGAGGGUGAGGAGAAGCUUAAAGAUGAGGAGGGUGAUCCGUGUCUGGUGUAUGAGAGUAAAUUGGUUAACAGCUUUGAACCAACUGGUGUUCCUGAUGCCGUUGAGAUUACACGGUGUACAGGCCGCGAAGAUUAA